This is a messenger RNA of Scleropages formosus (Asian bonytongue), 3652 nucleotides long. Its product is annotated as zinc finger protein 618-like. Gene Ontology annotation, molecular function: protein dimerization activity. Bases 352 to 3021 code for a protein of 889 amino acids. The record is from RefSeq and is a predicted model, not a curated record. The transcript has 12 exons. NCBI's taxonomy places the organism in Eukaryota, Metazoa, Chordata, Actinopteri, Osteoglossiformes, Osteoglossidae.
UUGCGUGAUGGCGGACGAGCGCCUGCGUCGCGCGCCCGCAUCGUCCGCGCCAGCGCCAGCGCGAGCGGCCGAACGGCGCGCCCUGGCACGAGACGACUGCUCGCUCGCUUAGCCGCCCCCCUCCUGAGCUGCAGCGCUCGCUGACACACACGUGUAGUGCAGGGUUUUUUGGUUAUUCGCUGCAGAGAAUAAAGAAGUCGGGCGUUUUAAUUUUCUUACUGGUAUGUGUGUUAUUGGUAGAAAACGGCGCUCGCGCUUAGGCGGGUUCCCGCGCUCCGCGACCUGACAGCUCCCCCCCCCCACAGCGGCCGCAUCCUUUAGACAGGUGUACUUGCAGACAAGAACAGGAGGAUGAGCGCUCAGAAAGUUUCUGUCCCUAAGCUGGACCAGGCAAAUCCUGGGUCAUUUCAGGAAGCCCAGAACCCUGGGCCAGCAGACCCAGGGCCCCAGUGCUCCUCUCCAUCUGCAGGAAAGUCGGAGAAAGGGGUGGGCACAUCCAGCAAUGGUAAAGAGAGAGAGGACAACCUCCCUGCCGAGGUCUGUGUGGUCAUUGGAGGAAGUCGCAACACUCAGACACAGGGGUCCUACACGUGUGGAGUAUGUGGGAAGAAGUAUAAAUACUACAACUGCUUUCAGACACAUGUCAGAGCUCACAAAGAGACAGAGAGCGGCUGUAAAGAAGGCAGAUCCCAGAACCUCAGCAACAGCUUCCGCUAUACCUGUGACAUCUGUGGGAAGAAGUACAAGUACUACAGCUGCUUUCAGGAGCACCGGGACCUUCACACUGUUGAUGGUAGAGUCUACACUUCGCAAUUACACAGCAAAAUAGUUGUGUCAGAAUGCAUAAAGCUCCAAUUUCCGGAGCUCUUGUUUGCACUGUUUAAUAUUUGCUUAUCUGGUCCAGACCCUUAUGAGCAGGUUGUCUUACCUAUGGAUGAGUCGAAAGAGGAGGAGCAGGUUGAGCCUUUUCAAAAAAGUGGACCAAAAACUGGGAACUAUGUCUGUGACUUCUGUGGGAAGCAGUACAAAUACUUCAAUCCCUAUCAGGAACAUUUGGCUCUACAUGCACCCAUACGUCGCUCUGGUGAAAUGCGGUCCUCUCGGUCAAAACAGCAUCCUUUGGGCAACAAGGAACAUGAAACCUCUAAAGCUGAACACAUUCGAAAAGAAAAUGUCUUCUGCCAGAAAAUGGAAGGCAAGAAGCAAACCAAAAUGCCAGAGGCCAACAGUUCACAGAACUCCAGUGGAACCUCGAGUCCCAAGGUGCCCAGUUCAUUUUCUGGUGCACAUAAACUGUACACAUGUGGAUCUUGCGGAAUCCAAUUUCAGUUCUAUAACAACCUGCUGGAGCACAUGCAGUCCCAUGCUGCGGACAACAAAAACCAUAUCAAGGCUGAACCUAUCACAGCACGCCCAAGUCCCACAUGUGUGGAGAUGUCGGUAGAUAAGAACCACUCAGCUCAUGGGGAGCAUCCACCAGUCAGCACCAUUUUGCCAGAGAAGGACCAUCAGCAGAUAGCAGAACGGCUUCUGCGAGUGAUGUGUACUGACCUGGGGAUGCUGAACAUCCUCAGUGGGAAGGACUUCCUUAAGCUGGCCCAGAUCCUGGUGGACACAGGAGCACGGCAUGGGGCCUUCUCCGUGAGGGAUGCCUUGGGCGAUAUGGGCUCCCUGGCCCUAAAGCAGCUGCCUUGUACGUACAACCAGGUGAAGGUGAGAAUCACCUGUGCUCUUGGCUCCAACACCUCAUCUGGAAUUGCUGUGACCUGCCACUCUCAGGCCGUCGGGUCAGACACUUGCUUUGUGCUCACAGCCUAUCAGGUGGAUGGGGUGCGACUAAAACAUUAUGUUUUGGGAGUUAAGGAGGUGGACCUCAAUAAGGGAGCAGAGCAGGUCCAACACUGGGUUCAGAAUGUCCUUUCAGAGUUUGCCACAUCUGAGGUCCGCACCAUUUAUGUGAUGGAUCCACGGGUUUGGGAGGUGCCCCUGUGUGGCCAAGCAAGCAUGUGUCUCCGCUGUGCGGGCUGUUCCCUGGGUGCCGUGGCACAGGCAGUGCUGGGCAGGAGGAACCUGAAAGCACGGGGUCUGCAUGAGCUGGAGGAGCUGAUGGCUGCCUGUCGGGACCUUGUUGGGGUUGUAGGCCACUCAGGAGACAUCCUAAGUCUAGGAACUUCUGGGGAUGUUUCCCCAACGCCCCCUGCCUGCUGGGACCAAAGCUUAGAGCCUCUGCUGCUAGUGCAUGAGCGUUUUGAGCAGAUUUGCGAAGCACUUGGGCGGAGUAGGAGGCUGGCACCUUUCCUACAGAGUCUCAACAAGCACCUCCUAGGUAUCCUAGUCUCCCUACUGUCUCCGCUGCGGCAAGCAGCAGUGCAGCUUAGCUGUGACCGUGGGCCCACCCUGCAAAAUGUACUACCCAUCUACCUGCGCCUUGAGAGGCUCUUUGCCUCCAAAGCCAGUGACCCGGGAGCUGGGAGCAGGCUGUGCCAUUGCUUUCUAGAGGCCCUGAAAGAGAACUUCAUUGUGGAGAAGGCCCAUGAGGUCGCCAUGGUCCUUGACCCCCAGCAAAAGUUGCGAUCUGUACCGUCACAUCAGCAUGAAGAAGUAAUGAGGAAGGUGUGUGAUAUAGCAGCUGAGCUGAAGAGGGUGAGCCCUAGUGGCAUAUAUGGUGCGGGUAAGGAGGACAGGGAUGGUGAGGAGCCUCCAGAUGGAAAGAGAGCUUGUUUGGACUCAGGGAAAGUGUGGGGUUGUGGGAAAGAUGAGCAGGUGAGAAAGGAACUGCUUCAGUAUCUGGCAGAGCCAUUAUUCCACAGUGCAUCUGACCCGUUCCAGUACUGGAGAUCCACGAUGGAGAAAUAUCCCAUGCUGUCACGCCUUGCUCUUUGGCUGCUGGCUGCCCCUGCAGUAGGUACACACAGUGAUUGUGUGGGAUUAUGUGAGCAGAUCCUGGCUAUGAAGAGGAAGAGGCAAGUCACACCUGAGGAGAUGAACAAGCUAAUCUUCUUGAGGUCCAAUAUGACCUGAAAACACAUUAUCGCAUUAAGUAUUUGACUUAUACAUCAGCUGUAGGACAAAGCAAAGGGCAGACGCUUAAGCAUAAUUCUUAGUUUUAUUGCACAUAAGAUCCAGAGACAAUUGUGAUUUUAGACUGCACUGUCCGAACGAAAUCUACUGUCUCUUUACACAUUAGAACUCUAUUCUAAAUGAACACAUGGAUGAAAACAUUCUCACACAUAUAAUGUUGAACACCUACCCUUAAACUAUUUCAGUGAUGGCUGUCUCUCUUUAUACUACACCUUCAAAUUUUUUUGCCAUAUUAGUGUUGUAUAGUACUUAAUUGUCUAUUUACUAUAUGUGACGUAUUAUGUUAACAACCGGUGUUUCAAGUUUCAUUUGUAUUAUGAGUAUAAUUAGUUCGUAAAAAUAUACUUGUAAUGUGAAUUCUCAUAAAAAGAACACUUCAUUACCAUUAAUAUAAGUAAGAAAAAUAAAUUAUGCAGUCUUGAACCACAAAAGGUUCACCCAUUUCUUUUCAGGAAACAUGCGAAAUCCUUGCCUUAUCAAUUAACACAGAAACUACACUCACAUUGUCAGAACUGCUUGUCCCAAGUGGGAUCGUGGUGAGCUGGAGCCUAUCCGGGAACACAGGGCGCAA